AUGUUUCAGGAUACGGAAGAUCUGGGUAUGUCUGCGAGGCUUUCUAGAGUGACAGUGGACGAGAGCAGUUCGUCCAUGACGAUGGAGGAUGAGGGCCCAACGACGAGACGUAAAAGGACUCGCAGUUGCACUUCAGAAUCAUCAGACCAGAGUGUAAGUGACGAGACGCUAGAGCCGGUUAGAAAUAAUAUGAUAAGAAUCGGCUAUGGAAAUGCCAAAGUCCCAGUGAAAAAAUACACGUCCAUAAAGUGGGAUUCCUAUACAAUGGCUACCAGGAAACUAUUGACAGCCUUAUUUCCUCGCCACAUUCUGGCAACUCAUUCUCUUACUGGAAAACGGUCACCAGCGUUCCCUAAUAGACCGGCCAAAGAGAAAUUGGACCCCAAACUUGUCAACGAUAUAGUAAAAACUGUCGCGGAAAAGUGCGGUGUAGCCGAAAAUAUUGUGAGAACGGCUAUCACCAACAAAUGCGCCGAUGAGGGUAAAAUGAUGCGUCAGCGGAAAAAGAAUAAAAUAGGAGAUGAUGAAGAAUAG
Pieris macdunnoughi is the source of this 534-nucleotide messenger RNA. The record is from the annotation of a GenBank genome assembly. NCBI's taxonomy places the organism in Eukaryota, Metazoa, Arthropoda, Insecta, Lepidoptera, Pieridae.